Messenger RNA from Vitis vinifera (wine grape), 1251 nucleotides. RefSeq lists its product as uncharacterized. The record is from RefSeq and is a predicted model, not a curated record. Lineage: Eukaryota; Viridiplantae; Streptophyta; Magnoliopsida; Vitales; Vitaceae. The coding region runs from base 273 to 1094 and encodes 273 amino acids. The transcript is spliced from 6 exons.
UAAAGAUGACUUUGUGCCAAAGCGACAUGUCUUUAAUAUAUGUAUGUACAUAUACAGAAUCCUUUUGCCUCCCACAUUACUACUCUUGAAAAGCUAAACCAGUUGCUGCAUGCAAAGCAUAUGCCACCUUUGCUUGUCCCCACCUCCUCUGUUCACCAGCUACAAAUGAAGAAUUCCCUUCCAGGUUUCUGACUUCAAUAAGCAGCCUAUGUAUCUAUUCUCCUUUGAAGAAUCUGGGAAUAGAACCAAUCAGUGACUGCAGAAUCAGAAAUAUGGAGAGUUUGAUUAAGCAAAAGAGAGUGAGUUUUUCGGGUUCAGGCCAACAUAGCAAGGAAGCAUCACACAGCAUUAGAGAAAGACCAAGAGGAGAUAAGGUGCAGAACUGGUUCUGGAGGCAGUUUUCUCCUCAAAUGAGUAAGGAUUAUGACUCCGACGAUGAAGAGUUUGCAACUGCAGUUGCUGCUGCUGCAUUUGCCAUCUACACCCUGGAAGAACCUAACUUGCAAUAUCAGAAAAGAACAAGGGAUGGCCUUGAAACCUCUAUGUCGAGGCUCAAAAGCAGAAAAGAAGACACCACUGGAUUCUUUGGCAAGGAAACACAAACCCCAGGUGAAGCAUCCAUCAGAAGACAAAUGACAAACAAUGGGAAUUCAAUGGAGAACGCUUUUCCAUCUAGCAGACCAAGUAAGGCAUCUCCGGUAAGAUCUGUAUCUGCUGCACCCAGAGACCAAAGGCAACAGGGGUAUUCAACAAGCAACAGGAGUGUAGAAACCAAAGCAGAUGCUUGGGAGAAAGCCCAGAUAACAAAGAUUAAAAAGCGAAAUGAUAAUAUAAGUUCAAGGAUUCUUGCUUGGGAGAAUGAGAAGAAAAUGAGAGCCAAACUUAUCAUGGAAAGGAAAAAGAGUGAGCUGGAGCAGAGAAAAGCUCUGAAUCUUCAACAUUACCAAAUCAAGAUAGAGAGGAUUGAUCAAAUUGCUGGAGGAGCAAGGGCACAGCUACAGGAGAAGAGAAGAAAUGAGGAGUCUGAGGUGAAACACAAGGCAGAGAUGAUCAGAAAGACAGGGAAGGUUCCUGUUAGGUGUUUCUGCUUCUGAGUGUCACUAACAAUAAAGCUCACUAGAACUUGUAAAUGAACAAUGCUAUUGCCCUCCUUUCUGCAACCAAAACCAUUAUCAUAACAAGGAAAAACUGUAUUACAUUCUACAUUUCCAGGAAACUAACACAUCUAUGUAUCUGUCCCUUUCAUUCAAA